This is a messenger RNA of Gavialis gangeticus (Gharial), 3547 nucleotides long. It is a transcript of the gene E2F6, whose product is annotated as E2F transcription factor 6. Lineage: Eukaryota; Metazoa; Chordata; Crocodylia; Gavialidae. The coding region runs from base 4 to 2580 and encodes 858 amino acids. Gene Ontology annotation, molecular function: DNA-binding transcription factor activity, RNA polymerase II-specific; RNA polymerase II cis-regulatory region sequence-specific DNA binding; protein dimerization activity. The record is from RefSeq and is a predicted model, not a curated record. Gene Ontology annotation, biological process: regulation of transcription by RNA polymerase II. The transcript is spliced from 8 exons. Gene Ontology annotation, cellular component: RNA polymerase II transcription regulator complex.
ACGAUGAGGCCACAAAAGAUCAGGCUUAAUGUGGAAGAUGAUGUACAAAUUGUGACUGUAAGAAAAACUCUGAAAGUCACAAAGCCUCGUUUUGAUGCGUCCCUAGUUUACUUGACCCGAAAAUUCAUGGAUCUUGUAAAAACUGCUCCAGAUGGUGUACUUGAUUUGAAUGAGGUAGCAACAACUUUAGGAGUGCGAAAAAGAAGAGUAUAUGACAUCACCAAUGUAUUGGAUGGAAUUCACCUUAUACAGAAAAGAUCUAAGAACCUUAUCCAGUGGGUAGGAUCUGACCUUGAUCAUGUUGCUGGAAAGGCACCAGAGCAACAAAAACUCAGAGAUGAACUUUCUGACUUAUCCGCCAUGGAAGAAGCUCUUGAUGAAUUAAUUAAGGACUGCGCUCACCAGUUGUUUGAAUUAACGGAUGAUAAAGAAAAUGCAAAACUAGCUUAUGUUACAUAUCAAGACAUCCAUAGUAUUCAGGCCUUUCAAGAACAGAUUGUUAUUGCAAUCAAAGCUCCAGAAGAAACUAAACUGGAAGUGCCAGCUCCUAAAGAGAAUUGCAUAGAAGUACGCAUAAAAAGCACAAAGGGGCCUAUUGAUGUAUAUUUGUGUGAGGUGGAACAAGAAAACCCAGGGGCCAAAACUUUUGAAGAUAUGGGUACUCUGACAUCUGAAACUAAAUCAGCAGUACCUCUUGAUGAAGAGCCGAGGGAGAAAACCAGCAGCGCCUGGGAGGCUGCUGUUACCGACUCCCAAUUAGAGCAGGGGGCAGUGGAACAGACACCCAGGGAAGCUGUGAACUCUCCAACACUGGAGGUGUUCAAGAAGAGCCUCCGGACAUCGCAUUCAAGUCUAGAAAAGAUGCCAAGGAGGGCAAGAGUCACCCCUAAAGAACGUGUCGCUCAGUUUGGCAAGGAUAAAUUUCACACUGACGGUUCUGUGCUAUUCUGCACUGCAUGCAGCAAGGCUGUAGAUCACGUUCGAAAGCAGACGAUUGUAGAACACGUCGAAAGCGCUAAGCAUAAACAGAAUGAAAAGAGACAAAGAGAAGAUGCUGAAACUGCAGGGCCAUCGGCAACAUUAAAGAAACAAUGCAUUGUGACUGCACCAUUCCAGAGUUCUACAGUUGCCAAAGACCACUGUGACACUGUCACUUUAGAUUUUUUUCGAAUGUGUUUAAAAGCAGACUUUCCUCUGCAUAAAAUGGAUUUACCUGUUGUCAGGGAUUUUUUAAGCAAGCACAUUAAGGGAGGCAGUGCUAUUCCCAAGUCCGACGAGUUUUAUUCUCACCUACCAGCUCUUUUUGAAGAGGAAAAACAGCGCCUUCUUAAUGACUUUGAGGGAAACUUCAUUGCCGUGAUCGCCGAUGAAACAGCCGACUUCCAAAAUAGACCAGUUUUCAACAUUUUAUUUCAGGUGCUCAAGGUACGUCCUCCUAAGCAUGCUGACAUUCCUGCACCACAGCUGGUAAAGACAGUGUGCCUGGGGAAAGUUAAUCAUGCCACCAUUUCACAAGCCUUGAUUUCUUGUAUGGUGGAAUUCAGCAUCCCACUUGAGCGAAUAUUAACAUUUGUAACAGACAGCACAAGCUACAUGGUGAAGGCUUGGAAUGAUGUGCUUCGCAAUCUGUGGUUGAACUGUGUACACAUUUGUUGCUAUGCACAUAUAGUAGCUCUGGCAGGAAAUACUUGGCGAGAUGCCUUCAAGCAAGUGGAUCACUUAGUGGCUCUGAUGAAGUCACUUUUAGUGAACGCUCCAGGUUGUCGUGCACGGUUCUUGAGAUACCUGAAGGAACAGAGUGUUGAUUCACCAACACUUCCACCCAAGCCAGUUGUGACCAGGUGGAAUACAUGGUUCAAUUGUGUAAAGUACCAUGCACAACACUAUCAGCUCUACCAUGGGUUUGUGGAGUAUGAACGAACAGAACAAGGGGAUACAUCUGUUCUGCAAGAACUAGCCAGCCUGUUAGCGGUAGAAGACUUGCACGCUGACCUGAAGUAUAUUGCAGAAAACUGUGGACGCCUGGUGACAGCACUGAACAUUUUAGAGUCCCAAAAACGUCAAAUACACAAGGUGUACAACACUGUCCUGGAUUUAAUUUCAUGGUUAGAGCAUCUUGCAUCAUCUACUGAUAAUGCAAAAGGGUCCACAGCAGCUCAAAGCACUGCUGAUAAACUAAGGCAGUACAACGUAAAAAGUAAACAGCCAGCAAUUGAUUUUCUCCGUGCUGUUCGUGCACUGGAUCCUAAACAAAUUGGCGCUGUUUAUACAGAUUAUGAAACUGUGAAACCGGAAUUAAAGCUGUCCAGUGAAUGCAAUAUGGAAUGGCCAGUGUAUUUAGGUCUUGUCAAAGAUGGGUUUGUAGAUGUUGACGAUCCCAUUCAGUUCUGGAUGGCUGUUGAAGAUCACGUUCCCAACCUGGCAAAAUACGCGGUGGUUCUCCUCCAACUGACUGUAAAUUCAGUUGGUGUAGAACGAAGUUUCAGCAAACUUGGGAUUCUUUUCAGUGCUCAACACCCGUCUCUGAAAGAGGAAAAUGUGGCUGGAAUACUGCAACUCUAUUUUAACAACCCAGACUAACUCAAAGCGAUUAAAUUUUCUGUGCAUUUUUAAAAACAAGCAGCUAGAACUUGGGGCAGAGCCCUGGACUAGCCUGAGGACUUUCUGUUUAUUUAAGAGGGAGAAUACCUUGCAGGUAUUAAUUCUGUACUUGAAAGGCCCAGCCAGCGAGUUUCUUCUGCAGAGUCUUUGAUUCUGCUCCAGGGUCCAGUGACUGGCAGAGAUCAACAGCCAUCAGGUAGGAGCAAGGACCAACGUACCCCAGCAGCUCACCAAGGGGCAGGACUGCCCCCCAGGAGCAGCUUGAAUCACAGCAAGGGCUGGUGCACACCAGCAAUUAGUUGAGAAGCAGGGACCACCCCCCCAGGAGCAACUUGCAGCCCAGUGAAUCCCAACAGCACACCUCAGCAGCUCACUGAGGAGCUGUGCCCCUGGAGUAGCUUACAGGGCUCACUGGUGGCCCCUCUAUCCAGCUAGUUAGGGUGAGGCAGGUAUAGAGUGGUAGGGCCCAGGACUCCCUGCACUUGGGUCGACCUCCUAAGUCCAGAGUGCUUGGGUUUGGUAGAAGCUCACAGAGGGGUGGGGUGUGGCAGGGCACUCCUGGCACCUGCCACUUCAGAAGUAAAUCAGGCUUCAGGAGCUACUCUAUGGGGAAGCUGCUGGCAGUCAGGCCAGUCACAUGACAGUUCAGGAGUGGGGCUAGCAGUCUAACUCCCAGCCAGAAGACAGAGCAGAUGGUCUGCUGCUGGCCAGGUAACAUCUUUUGGAAUGUGGACAGGACUGUAGGGGAGGUGGAGGUCCCAAUAGACCCAGGGAGAAGGUCCAGGAGUCCCUGGAAUGAUUGAGUGGCCCCAGGAAGGCUGAGGAGAGUGGAAAACCCAGGUGGGGCUGGACUAUAGAACUUAAGCCUUAAAGUUUAAAAGUGCUUUAAGCUGUACUUUGUGUUUCUUUUCUAUUUGUCCUAUAAUAAACCUUGCUUUUGUUGGUA